Brachypodium distachyon (stiff brome) is the source of this 890-nucleotide messenger RNA. RefSeq lists its product as uncharacterized. The record is from RefSeq and is a predicted model, not a curated record. Gene Ontology annotation, molecular function: protein phosphatase inhibitor activity. The coding region runs from base 195 to 620 and encodes 141 amino acids. The transcript has 7 exons. Lineage: Eukaryota; Viridiplantae; Streptophyta; Magnoliopsida; Poales; Poaceae. Gene Ontology annotation, cellular component: cytoplasm.
AUUUUCCUUGACACGCCCUCUCUCUUCUGCCCAUCUCGGUGCCGAGCGCCCCAGCCCCCUCGCUCCGUCGGUCGUCUUCCUCCUCGAGCGCCGCCACCCCUUCCUCUCCAUCCCGCUGCCGAGCGGCCCCAGCCCGUCUUCCUCCUCGCGCGGGCGUGUCCACCGCAGCUUGUUUGGGCAUCUGUUCGUGCAGUAUGUCGGGGAAGCCAUCUGAUGAUAUGGCUGGUCAAGUGAGGCCUGAAGGAGAUGUUUCAGACGUGAAAGUAGAAACUGCCAACCAGAAUAAAGGAACUGAUAUGCCUUCACCACAGGAAGAGGAGGCAGCAAUCAAGAAAAAAUAUGGUGGAGUACUGCCCAAAAAGUCACCACUUAUAUCCAAGGAUCAUGAGCGAGCUUAUUUUGAUUCUGCUGAUUGGGCUCUGGGCAAGCAAGGAGGACAUCCUAAACCUAAAGGACCACUUGAAGCACUUCGACCAAAAUUACAGCCUACUCAACAGCAAGCCCGUUCACGUCGAUUUCUUCAUGCAUCUGCUGACAAUGAAGAGGGGGGCAAUUCACCCACUGAGGCUACGAGCCAGAACCAGGAUUCCACCGAGGGCAAGGACGAGAGCAAGGAAUGAGUACAUGACGAGUAGCUCCAUGUUUUUUCCCAAACUGAACCAUGCCGUUUGAUAAGCCCGCGCCAUUUUGUGGCUGUAGUAAUAAGUACUCUAAUGCCCCUUAAUGCUCGCUGAAUUUUGAACCGCAUUGGAGACAUGCCGCGUCUACUGCGUUCUGCUGUUCCAUGUCUUGUACCUGUAACGAUUUGUGAUGGAAUUUGGAACAUUUUCGUGGCACUGAGUGUCUGCGCAGACAAAAUAAAAAUGUGAGCCUGUGAGAUGUUUCUUCCU